Molecule: messenger RNA, 7904 nt
Organism: Cutaneotrichosporon oleaginosum
Lineage: Eukaryota; Fungi; Basidiomycota; Tremellomycetes; Trichosporonales; Trichosporonaceae
Biological process (GO): long-chain fatty acid biosynthetic process
Cellular component (GO): fatty acid synthase complex
Molecular function (GO): enoyl-[acyl-carrier-protein] reductase (NADH) activity; holo-[acyl-carrier-protein] synthase activity; fatty acid synthase activity
Source: RefSeq, a predicted model, not a curated record
GUCAGAUCCCAUCCAUCUUCUUCGACUUCUUCUUCUCCUCCUCUCUCUCUCUCUCUCUCUCUCUCUCUCCCUCUCCCCCCCUUCCCCAACACACAUCACUCGUCUUCCACAACUUUCUCUUUCCCCCCUCCCCUCCCCUCCCCCUCCUCCUCCUCACCUUCUCCUCUUGCCGCAACGUCGGGACUGCAAGAGUCCAUCUCGCCCAUCAUGGCGUCCCUCUUCAGCGGUCCCCCCGCCACGCGCCCCCUUGUUCUCCACUCGCAGGCCGCCCGUGUCAACAUUCUCGUCCCCGCUUCCCCCCUUUCCGCCUGGGUCGCCUCUGAAGUCCUCGCCCAGGAGUUCCACGACUCCCCCUUGAGCAAGGAUGACGCCCCCGAGCCCACCGCCGACGACGACGACGAUGGCGCCGCCGUCCCUACCGGCCCAGACAACGAGUCUCAGGUCAAGCUCCUCGCCCGUUUCCUCGGCUUUGCCGCUGACAAGCUCACCGCCGGCGGUGACAACACUUCCGAGAUUACCCAGGUCGUUCUCGCUGCGUACAACCGCUUCAACGAGCUCUUCCUCGGCACCGUGAACGUUCACUCGCUCCUCCAGUCUUACGACCCCGAGCCCCGUGCCGAGAUCCUUACCGCCUACUUCAAGGCCUUUGCCGCCCUCCGCGCCGCUCUCGGCGCCAAGGAGGUGCCCGCCGCCCACCCCUCGGCCCUUAUCGAGGCCGCCAAGAAUGGUGAUGCCGAGCUUUACGGCCUCUUUGGUGGCCAGGGCGUCAACGAGUACUACUUUGAGGAGCUCCAGUCGCUCUUUGACAUUUACCGCCCAUUCGUCGAGGACAUCCUUACGAGCCUCUCGCAGGAGGUUACUGCCCCUCUUGCCGACAAGGCGACUGCCGAGGGCUACACCUACUACGUCGACGGUCUCGACGUGAUUUCGUGGCUCAACGGCUCCAAGCCCCGCCCUUCGGUCGACUACCUCGCCUCGAUCCCGGUCUCGCUCCCCCUGAUCGGCAUCACCCAGCUUGUCCAGUACAUUGUCUCGGCUCGCAUUGCCGACGUCACCCCCGGUGACCUGCGCAGCAUUAUCAAGGGUGCUACUGGCCACUCGCAGGGUAUCAUCUCUGCCGUUGCCAUCGCGGCUUCCUCGUCGUGGGAGUCGCUUGAGCAGAACAUUGCAAAGGCGGUCAAGCUGCUUUUCUACAUUGGUCUUCGUGGCCAGGAGUUCUUCCCCCUCCUCUCGCUCGACCCCGAGAUCGUCGCCGACGCCAACGAGCACAAUGAGGGCACUCCCACCCCAAUGUUGGCUGUCAACGGUCUUAGCCGCAAGGCCCUCGAGGGCCACAUCGAGAAGGUUAACAAGUUCCUUCCCGAGAACUCCAAGGUUGGCAUUUCGCUCUUCAAUGCUGCGACAAUGUUCAUUGUGACUGGCCCCGCCAAGUCCCUCUACGGCCUCGCCACCGCCCUCCGCAAGGUUCAGGCACCUGCCGGCCUCGACCAGGGUCGCACUCCUUUCUCGCAGCGCAAGUCGGUCUUCACCAUCCGCUUCCUGCCCAUCAAUGUGCCUUUCCACUCGGACUACCUCAUCGGUGCGACCGACAAGCUCCUCUCGGAGGACCUCAAGGACGCCACCAUGUUCAAGGCGUCCGACCUCGGCAUGCCGAUUUUCAACACUGAAGACGGCUCUGAUCUUCGCAAGCUUUCGGGUUCGCUCGACAAGGAGCUCUGCGACCAGAUCUUCACCAAGCACAUCCACUGGGCAAAGGCUUGCGACUUCCCCAAGACCGCAACCCACGCCAUUGACUUUGGCCCGGGCGGCAAGACCGGUGUCGGGUUCCUUACUGCGCGUGUCAGCGAGGGCCGUGGCGUCCGUGUGGUCUUCACCACCGAGAAGGGCAAGAUUGGUGCCGAGCUCUACGACGCGGUCAAUAUCCGCCGUGAGCCCAUCUGGCACGACCAGUUCCACCCUCGCCUCGUCAAGACCGCGGACGGCAAGGUCAACAUUGACACCUCGUUCUCUCGCCUCCUUGGCAAGCCCCCCAUCAUGAUUCCCGGUAUGACUCCCACUACCGUCGGUGCCCAGAUGGUCUCGGCUACUCUUAACGCGGGUUACCACAUCGAGCUUGCCGGUGGCGGUCACUUCAACGAGGAGGUGCUCCGCGCCAAGAUUGCCGCUAUUGAGCAGCGCAUCAAGCCCGGAAUCGGCAUCACCCUGAACGCGCUCUACAUCAACAUGAGACAGUUCUCGUUCCAGUUCCCUCUCUGGCAGCAGAUGCGCCGUGAGGGCCACCCCGUUGAGGGCUUCUGCAUUGCUGCCGGUAUCCCCUCGUCGGAGAAGGCGACCGAGAUCAUCGACGCCCUCCGCGCCGCCGGCAUCAAGCACGUUGGCUUCAAGCCCGGAUCCGUUGAGGGUAUCCGCCAGGUUGUCAACAUUGCCGCCGCCAACCCCGACUACCCCAUCAUCCUCCAGUGGACCGGUGGCCGUGCCGGUGGACACCACUCGGCUGAGGACUUCCACCAGCCCAUGAUCGCUACUUACAGCUCGAUCCGUCAGUACCCCAACAUCUGCCUCAUCGCCGGUUCCGGCUUUGGUGGCGCCGAGGACGUCUGGCCCUACAUCUGCGGUGACUGGUCCGUCAAGAUGUUUGGCCUCCAGCCCAUGCCCUUUGACGGUGUCCUCUACGGCUCGCGUGUCCUUGUCGCCAAGGAGGCCGAGACCAGCCCAUCGGUCAAGCAGCUCAUCGUUGAGGCCCCCGGUGUCACCGAUGCCGACUGGGAGGGCACCUACACCAAGCCCACCGGUGGUAUUCUCACCGUCCGCUCGGAGCUGGGUGAGCCCAUCCACAAGAUUGCCAACCGCGCCGUCGUCCUCUGGAAGGAGUUUGACGACACUGUGUUCAACAUGCCGCGUGACAAGCGUCAGGCAUGGCUCGAGAACAACCGCGAGUGGAUUGUCAAGCGUCUUAACGCCGACUUUAACAAGCCCUGGUUCGGCCAGAAGAAGAGCGGCGAGAUUGUGUACGACAUCUCGCACAUGACCUACGAGGAGACCAUCACCCGCAUGUUUGACCUCAUGUACGUUGCCAAGCAGAAGCGCUGGGUCGACGUCUCGCUCCGCAACCUUCUCGGUGACUGGCUCCGCCGCGUUGAGGAGCGCUUCGCCGGUGUCGACGGCGCGCGCACCAAGGAGUCGCUCGUUCAGUCGUACAAGAGCCUCGAGGACCCUACCCACGUUCUCGAGCUCUUCUUCAGCUCUUACCCCAAGACCAAGGACCAGCUCGUGUCGUCCGACGACAAGUCGUACUUCCUCAACAUCUGCAACCGUGUGUGGCAGAAGCCCGUGCCCUUCAUCCCCGUCUUCGACAACAAUUUCGAAUUCUGGUUCAAGAAGGACUCGCUCUGGGCUGCCGAGGAUGUCGAGGCUGUUCCCGAGGGCGACGCUCAGCGCGUUUGUAUCCUCCAGGGCCCCAUGGCCGCCAAGUUCUCGACUGUCGCCGACGAGCCGAUCGCCGACAUGCUCGGCAACAUCGAGGGUCUUCUCGUCAAGAAGAUCCUUGAGCGCUACUACGACAACGAUGAGUCGAAGGUCCCCACCCUUGACUACAUCGGUGCCCGCCCGCCCACGGCCCACACUCACAUCGCUCACGAGUCGUUUGAGGGCAACACCCGCUCGCUCCAGCUCACCGACCGCCUUCCCCGCGUCGAGGACUGGCUCCAGCGCAUCGCCGGCCCCAAGCUCAGCUGGCUCCGCGCUGCCCUUACGACUGUCAACGUUGUCCAGGGCGGCAACUACGUCACCAACCCCUUCCGCCGCAUCUUUGCUCCCCGCAAGCACCAGAUCGCACGCAUUGAGGAGGACUCUAACGGCGUGCCCGUUAGCGUCAAGGUUUACGGCGCCAUCCGGUCGUCGGGCUACGCUCACCCCGACUUCAAGGCCGUCGACCUCUCUUACGACUCCAAGUCGCGCAAGAUCACCCUCCAGCUCAACGAGGAGCGUCUCGGCUCGUCCGUGCCCCUCACCUUUGAGUUCCUCUAUAAGCCGGAGCAGGGCUACGCCCCCAUCCACGAGGUCAUGGAGGGCCGCAACAAGGCCAUCAAGGACUUCUACUGGCGCCUCUGGUUCGGCGACAACGAGAAGCUCCCCUCGCUGCCGCUCGACAACACCUUCACUUGCGGCGAGACCAAGGUCGACCCGGUCACCAUCCAACGCUUCUGCGACGUGGUUGGAAACCAGGGUGAGGCCUUCAAGCAGCGCCGCAACAAGAACAUUCUUGCGCCCAUGGACUACGCCAUCGUUCUUGGCUGGCAGUCGAUCAUGAAGACCAUCUUCCCCGAGGCCAUCGACGGUGACCUCAUCAACCUUGUCCACCUCUCGAACGGCUUCCGCUUCGUUGAGGGCGCCGCGCCUCUCAAGGCCGGCGACGUUUGCACCACUGAGGCGCGUGUCACCUCGGUUGUCAACUCGGACUCGGGCAAGACUGUCAAGGUCAAGGGCUACGUGCUCCGCAACAAUGAGCCCGUGAUUGAGGUUGACUCGGCCUUCCUCUACCGUGGUCGCUUCGCCGACUACCCCAACACGUUCGAGACCGUCGACGAGCCCGACUAUGUUGUCAAGCUCGACAAGCCCACUUCGGUCGGCGUUCUCCAGUCCAAGGAGUGGUUCGAGUGGGACGACGACUCGGUCCCCCUCGAUGUCGGCUCCGAGCUCACCUUCAAGGUCAAGUCAAAGUACCACUUCAAGGACAAGUCGACCUACGCUUCGGUCCAGGUCACCGGUGCCGCCUUUGUCCGCAGCCAGACCAAGGCUCUUGUGCAGGUCGCCACCAUCGACUACGAGGCCCACAACUCGCACGGCAACCCGGUUGUCGAGUAUCUCAAGCGUGUGGGCAAGUCGGUCGGCCUUCCUGUGCCUCUCGAGUCCGGCUACUCCCUCAUCACCGACCAGGCCGCGGCCACCUUCAAGACCCCCGCUUCCAACGAGGCGUACUCCAAGGUCUCGGGUGACUUCAACCCCAUCCACAUCAACCCCUACUUCUCUGACUUCGCCAACCUUCCGGGCACCAUCACCCACGGCAUGUGGUCGUCGGCCGCUACUCGCAAGUACGUCGAGUCCGUUGCCGCCGACAACCACCCCGAGCGUGUCAUUUCGUACAACGUUGGCUUUGUCGGCAUGGUCCUCCCUGGUGACGAGCUCCACGUCAAGCUCACCCACACUGCCAUGCACGACGGCAAGAAGGUCAUCAAGGUUGAGGUCUUCAACCAGGACGACACCAAGGUCCUUGACGGUCAGGCCGAGGUUCUCCAGCCUCCCACCACCUACGUCUUCACCGGUCAGGGUUCGCAGGAGGUUGGUAUGGGCAUGGAGCUCUACAACAACUCCGAGGUCGCCCGUGCGGUUUGGGACGCUGCCGACGCCCACCUUACCUCUGUGUACGGCUUCUCGAUCAUUGACAUUGUCAAGAACAACCCGAAGGAACUCACCAUCCACUUCGGUGGUAUCAAGGGCCAGGCUAUCCGCCAGCGCUACAUGGAGCUCACCUACGACUCUGUCGACGAGCAGGGCCAGGUCAAGACCCAGCCCCUCUUCGGCGACAUUGACCUCCACACCACCUCGUACACCUUCUCGCACCCCCAGGGUCUUCUGUACGCUACCCAGUACACGCAGAUCGCCCUUGUGGUCACCGAGAAGGCGGCGUUCGACGACAUGAAGGCCAAGGGUCUGAUUGACCAGAACGCCUCGUUCGCUGGUCACUCGCUCGGCGAGUACUCGGCGCUUGCUGCCAUUGCCGAUGUCCUCCCGAUCUCGGCCCUCUCCGACGUCGUUUUCUUCCGUGGUAUCACCAUGCAGCGCGCGGUCAAGCGUGACGCUGAGGGCAAGUCGCAAUACGCGAUGAUGGCCGUCAACCCUUCGCGUGUUGGCCGGACAUUCUCAGAGCCCGCGCUCCGUGAGAUUGUUGACCAGAUCUCGUCGCAGAAGGACUCGCUGCUUCAGAUCGUCAACCUCAACGUCGCCGACCAGCAGUACGUCUGCGCCGGUGAGCUUCGUGCUCUCGCGACUCUCACCAACGUCCUCAACGUCCUCAAGCACCAGAAGAUCGACCUCGAGAAGCUGUCCAAGACCAUGUCUGUCGAGGAGCUUAAGGAGCACCUUGUCGGCAUCAUUGACGGCGGCUGGGACAUGAUGCUGGAGAAGAAGAAGAAGGACGGCGGCGAGGUCCACCUCGAGCGUGGCUACGCCACAAUUCCUCUGCCCGGUAUCGACGUGCCCUUCCACUCUCGCUACCUCUGGCCCGGUGUCCUCUCCUUCCGCAACUACCUCAUGAAGAAGAUCGACCCCGAGCACCUCAACCCCGACCGCCUCGUUGGCAAGUAUAUCCCCAACUUGAUCGCCGAGCCGUUCGAGGUCACCAAGGAGUACGUCAAGAAGAUCUACGACGAGACCAACUCGCCUCGUAUGGAGUCGGUCCUCAAGGGCUGGGAGAAGGACUCGUGGGACUCGGCGGCCAACCGCCAGCGACUCGCGUACAACAUCCUCACCGAGUGCCUCGCGUACCAGUUCGCGUCGCCCGUGCGCUGGAUCGAGACCCAGGAUGUCCUCUUCACUCAGGCCAAGUUCGAGCGCUUCAUUGAGGUCGGCCCUGGCCCCGUUCUCUCGGGUAUGGCUACGCGCACCCUCAAGGCCAAGUACGAGGCCCAGGACGCUGCCACCGCUGUCAAGCGCCAGAUCCUCUGCCACGCCAAGAACCAGAAGGAGGUUUACUACGCCUUCGAGGACGAGGCCGGCGAGGACGCUGCUCCUGCCGCUCCCGCCGCGGAGGAGAAAGCUGCCCCUGCCGCUGCCGCUGCCCCGGCUCCGGCUGCGGCCCCCGCUCCUGCCCCGGCUGCCUCGGCUGGCCCCGCUGCCGCCGUCGACGACGUGCCGCCCAAGGCUGUCGACACCGUCCGCAUCAUCGUCGCUCAGAAGCUCAAGAAGCAGGCCAGCGAGAUCCCUCUCUCCAAGUCGCUUAAGGAGCUUUCCGGCGGCAAGUCGACUCUUCAGAACGAGAUUCUCGGCGACCUUGGUGUCGAGUUCGCGUCGGCGCCGGAGAAGGGUGAGGACCUUCCUCUCGACGAGCUUGGUGCCGCCCUCUCGGUCGGCUACGGUGGUCUCGGCAAGCACUCGAUGGGUCUCACCAACCGCAUGAUUGCCUCCAAGUUCCCCGGUGGCUUUAACAUCUCGGCAGCCCGUAACCACCUCAACAAGCAGUGGGGUCUUGGCCCGCUCCGCUCCGACAGCGCACUGUUCUUCGGCAUCCUUAACGAGCCGCCAAAGCGUCUCGGAUCUGAGGCUGAGGCCAAGGCCUUCCUCGACUCGGUCGCCCAGUCCUAUGCCUCCUACUCUGGCAUCACCCUCUCGCAGGGCGGUGCCGGCGGUGGUGGUGGCGGCGGCGGUGGUGGUGCCGUCAUGAACUCGGAGGAGUUCGACAAGUUUGUCAUCAAGCAGGAGGAGCAGGCUCAGCGCGAAAUCGAGCUCCUGUCGCGCUACCUCGGCAAGGACCCUCGUGCUGGCGAGAAGCGCGCCGACGCAGCCAAGGCCGAGGCCGACGCUCUUCAGGCCAAGCUCGACGCCAUCAAGCUCGAGCACGGCGACGCGUACAUUGACGGCAUUGCACCCGCGUUCAGCGCCAACAAGGCGCGCAUCUUUGACAGCUCGUGGAACUGGGCACGCCAGAGCUCGCUGCAGCUCUUCUACGACAUCAUCCAGGGCCGCCUCGACCCCAGCACCAUCUUCGAGAGCGAGCGCGAGCCGCGAUACCGCCCCACCCAGUAAACGGCGAAAGUGUAGUAGAGGUUCCGUACAUAUAGAGAAAUCGCUCCAGAGUUUUGUUCAUUGUCGCAUAUAAGGAGCAUGCAUCGGUUAGUAUUCGAAUUGAG